Molecule: messenger RNA, 360 nt
Organism: Suillus subaureus
Lineage: Eukaryota; Fungi; Basidiomycota; Agaricomycetes; Boletales; Suillaceae
Exons: 3
Coding region: 1-360 (119 amino acids)
Biological process (GO): ubiquinone biosynthetic process
Cellular component (GO): mitochondrial inner membrane
Molecular function (GO): transferase activity, transferring alkyl or aryl (other than methyl) groups
Source: RefSeq, a predicted model, not a curated record
AUGCCCUCCAAGGCAAGAUCAUUGGUCAAGCUCACCAGGAUUCACUGGUUUCCAGUGGGGUCCAACUUCAUGUUCUGGCCUUUUGUGUGGGGCUCCCUGGCAGCAUCAUACCAUGUAGCAUUACCCAUGAAUGAGGUCAUCAUGAACACUUUGUUCUAUGCAUUGUUGGGCAUGCUGGUACAUAGUGCAGGCUGUGUCAUAAAUGAUAUGCUUGAUCACAACUUUGAUCACAAAGUUGAACAUUUGAAAGGCCGACCGAUCGCGUCUGGAGCUGUCACUAUGACAGAAGCCUCAAUUCUUCUGUUCAUGCUCAUUGGUGCCAUCUUUUACAUGUUUUCAACUACUGGCCCCAUGGCAUGA